AUGAACUCUUCAAAAUCACUUUCCUGGUUGAGAUAUCCAUUAGAGGACAAAACAUAGAUGUACUCUAACAUGCCAAAAAAUCUUACACAGACAUAAGCAUCAACUAUCAAGCCUACAUCUCCUCAGAAACAAGAAAUCACCAGUUGUUGCAAAGACGGUACACUACUAAAGAAUAAUGAGACCUCUGGAAAUUGUUCUCACUGUGGACUAUUUAUAUUGAUCAAUAAAAGAAAGCAAAUUGUCGAUUGGAUAAGUGGAGUUGGGGAAAGUCUUCAAAUUUCCUCAAAGACUAUUCAUCAUUGUGUCCUAAUUAUGGAUUUAUAUGCCUCAAUGAACCAAAAUUAUAUUAAGGACAGUGAACUGCAAUUAAUAGCGGUUUCCUGCCUAAUGAUUUCUACAAAAUAUUAUGAGAUGAAGUACCCAAGCGCUUCAAGCCUUAAUUCAGCAACAAAAAACUCUUAUAGCUAGCAAUAAAUUAUUACACAAGAGGGGGUUAUCCUAAAGGUAAUAAAUUGGGAUCUUUUGAAGUAUUCAAUUCUUGAUUAUGUUGAAUUAUUCCUGAAUCAGGGUUGUUUAUUUGAAUCAGAUGAUAUUUUUGCAUAAACACUUCCUCAAACAAACAUCAAUAUAGCAACAGUUCUAACUCCAAACAAUUAAAUUCCUCCUAAAAGUGGAAGAUCUCCGCAAGUCAAAGUUUCGAAACAAACAACUGAAUAUUUAAAGAGGUAUGCUGAGUUUUUUGCUGAUUUUUGUAUUUAAGAAGAGUGCUUUAUACAAGUUAAUCCUAUGUAUUUGGCCUGUGCCAUAAUUGGUUUUGCUAGAAAAUAUACAAAGCUAGCUAUAAUUUAUCCUACUGAGCUAGAGAUCUUGACUACGGUUCCAUUUACCACUGUGAAAGCUUUGUAUUAGAUGCUAGAGAGCAGAUAUUAUGAGUGCUUUCCUGAUCAUUAAUAGAAGGAGACAAGAGACUAUCAGAAAAAAGUGUCUCCAUAGUAGCUUACAAUAUAAAUCAAUACAAAUAAUAGCAGUAGUUCCAAAAAACUUUAAAAUCUGUCAAAUGUUUCUAAAACAAAUUUAAAGAUUGAUAUUGAAACCCCUAACAAAUCAUAAUUUGAAUUCGGUAACUUGAUAAUCAAGAGUAAUGAUAAGCUAAGUUCCUAGAAAACACUUGCUUAAAACAGAUCUAACGUGAAAUAAAGAAACCCUUCACAAAUAGCAUAACUAAGGUUAACAACAAAUCCUCCUGAUUCAGUUAAAAGAUUUACCAUAAAGAAAUCAAUAAUGGGUGCAUUCGACAGUGCAGCUAACUUGGGUUCUGUUAAUACCUCUGGUUUUCUAUAAACUAACCCUACAUCUGCUUAGAACUAUUAGAACUCGAAUUCCAGAAAUAAAUCAUCGCUUGGUCUAGGGCUUAAAACAGCAAUAAGCUCUGUGAAAUAAUCUUUUCAUGGAAACUCGAAUUAAAUGAGCUUUCAUUAAUAAGAGAGCAAUGCUGCUUCUUUGAAUCAUAACUACUAAAGUUGCUAAUCACUUAUUACAAAGAAAAUGUAAUCAAGCAGAAGUCAAGCCUAGUUGAUGAACCACCAAAACAUACCCUAGCACAACCAUAAUUAACAGUAACUGAGAAUAAAUACUAAUCCAAAUAAUAUUCAAUCUGCUGAGAAUGUUCUAAAUACAACAAAUAAUUACAACACGAUACAAAAUCAAAAAUAGACAGCUAAUCAUAGCAAGAAUGUAUCUCAUAUCUAAAUUGAUCCUGCACCUAAGCUUAAUAAUUUUAUGACAAUAGACUAUACUACCUGUCUCAAGGAAGCAGUUAAAGCUAAUAAAAUACCUAGAUAGAAAGUAGUAAAUAUAAGAUUAAAGGACAACAAUACUUACAUGCCUUAAACUACAACAAAUAAGGAGAAUUUAAGUCAUAACGCAGCAGCACUUCUUUAAAAAAUCACUUAAGGAGGAUGCACAACAAGUAGAAAUUAGAUGAUUAAUCAGAUACCUAAUCCAAGUCACAAGGAUCUUCAAUAUAAUAAAACAAGUGGCUAGAUUCCAACAUCUAUCACCAUUGACAAUACCCAUCAUAACAGGAUUGCUUCAACUGGUGGGCUUAAUCAUCCAUCAAGAGCAAGCUUAAGCAGAGUCGAUCUUGUAAAAUAACUAAAUGCUUCUAGAGAAAGAGUCAACUCUUUAAUUUUGAAUCAAGGAGGAUAAUAAUAAGUCAGAUAGAAUUUGAUAAAGGCUCUCAAUUAAAAGAAAUGA
This is a messenger RNA of Stylonychia lemnae, 2256 nucleotides long. NCBI's taxonomy places the organism in Eukaryota, Ciliophora, Spirotrichea, Sporadotrichida, Oxytrichidae. The record is from the annotation of a GenBank genome assembly.